Centropristis striata (black sea bass) is the source of this 2470-nucleotide messenger RNA. RefSeq names its product Tnf receptor-associated factor 2a (gene traf2a). NCBI's taxonomy places the organism in Eukaryota, Metazoa, Chordata, Actinopteri, Perciformes, Serranidae. The record is from RefSeq and is a predicted model, not a curated record. Gene Ontology annotation, biological process: regulation of apoptotic process; tumor necrosis factor-mediated signaling pathway; protein K63-linked ubiquitination. The coding region runs from base 67 to 1701 and encodes 544 amino acids. The transcript has 9 exons. Gene Ontology annotation, cellular component: plasma membrane signaling receptor complex; cytosol; cytoplasmic side of plasma membrane. Gene Ontology annotation, molecular function: ubiquitin-protein transferase activity; tumor necrosis factor receptor binding; zinc ion binding.
CCCUCAGCUGUGUUUGCUGUCUUGAACACACCCCGCUGAGUACCUCGAUAUUGUUCAAGGGGAAUAAUGGCUGCACAGGAGCCGUCUCCACCAUCUUCCCUGGAAGGCAACAAACCGGGCUUCCCAAAGAAAAUUUUGGCCAACAACCUCGAAGACAAGCAUUUGUGUAAUUCGUGCCAGAAAGUCCUGAGAAGGCCUUUGCAAGCUCAGUGUGGUCAUCGCUUUUGUUCGUUCUGUUUCAACAAAAUUGUGAGCUCUGGACCACAGAAAUGCAGCGCUUGCAUUAAGGAAGACUUGUUUGAGGAACCCACCUCCAUUCUCAAGCAAGGCGGUGCUUUCCCUGACAAUGCAGCUCGGAGAGAAGUGGAGGCCUUGGCAGCUGUCUGUCCCAAUGAAGGAUGCACAUGGACGGGAACGAUCAAAGAAUUUGAGGCCAGCCAUGAGGGCCACUGUGACUUCAUGAUCAUCCUGUGUCCCUCCUGCAAAGAGCUGAUGAGAGCCAAUGAGCAGGAGCGCCACAACGAGAGAGAGUGUCCAGAGAGGACGCUCAACUGCAAAUACUGCAAAGAACCCUUCCUGUUAAAGAACAUCAAGGCUCACGAUGAAAUCUGUCCAAAGUACCCGAUGAUUUGUGAAGGUUGUGCAAAGAAAAAGAUCCCCAGAGAAAAGGUGGAGAAAGAGAAGAUCCACGACCACGAGCGGCAGUGUUCCUACGAACAUCUCAACCUGCUGCUGCACUUCAUCAUGGGCAUCAAGGUGAGCCUGGAGAGCCUGCAGCCCCAGAGCCUGGAGGUGGCCAGCCACAAGCUGCAGGAGCUCCACCAGUCCCUCAGAGACCUGGAGCUGAAGAUGAGCCAGCUGGGCGGGGGGGGCGCCGCGGCGUCCGUGCAGGGUGCGUGCGCCCCGACCCUGGCCACUUCCUUCACGCCGCUGCCCAGCGCCGUGGGCGCCGCGCUGGAGCUGCAGCUGCAGAGCGAGAAGACCAAGGUGGCGGAGCUGAGCCGGCGCUGCCAGGAGCUGGAGCUCAAAGUGAGCACGUUCGAGAACAUCGUCUGCGUCCUCAACCGGGAGAUGGAGCGCUCCUGCACCACCAUGGAGGCCUACAACCGGCAACACAGACUGGACCAGGACAAGAUCGAGAUCCUCAACAACAAAGUCCGUCAGCUGGAGAGGACGGUGAGUCUGAGGGACCUGUCCAUCGUGGAGAUGGAGGGCAAAAUGAGGGAGAUGUCUGCAGCCACGUAUGACGGCAUCUUUGUCUGGAAGAUCUCCGAUUUCACCAAGAAGAGGCAGGACGCCGUGGCCGGCCGCGCCCCGGCCAUGUUCUCUCCUGCCUUUUACACCAGUAAAUAUGGCUAUAAGAUGUGCCUCCGGAUCUACCUGAAUGGUGACGGGACGGGCCGCGGCACCCACCUGUCUCUGUUCUUCGUGGUGAUGAGAGGACACAGCGACGCACUCCUCAAGUGGCCUUUUAAUCAGAAGGUCACCCUAAUGCUGCUCGACCAGAACAACAGGGAGCACAUCAUCGAUGCCUUCCGGCCCGACAUCUCCUCCUCGUCCUUCCAGAGGCCCGUCAGCGACAUGAACAUCGCCAGCGGCUGCCCCCUCUUCUGUCCACUCUCCAAGCUGGACUCUAAGAACUCCUACAUACGUGAUGACACCAUCUUCAUCAAGGCCAUUGUAGACCUCACUGGGCUCUAGGUAAAGGAUGGGGGCAUUAAUCCAACACUGCCUUUUGUUGCUACUAACCUGUUUGAAUCAGCUGCCAUUUGCAUCGUUCUGUUGGUUUUGGUAGCAAUACACAAGACCGGAGCAGGAAGCUAACUGUCUUCUGGCUGGUGGUUCUUCAUAAGCCACUGUUCUUAGUUUACCAAUCAAGUUUUUAGUUGACAAAAUUAGCGAUUACCUACCAAAGUGACUGGAGGAGUGAACAUAUAUGAAGAUAUAUACCAGUAUUUGCCUGGUGUAAAUGUCCCACCGCGCUGAAGAGCCUCACACAGUAUUUGAACUCAAAGAUGCUUAUGAGAGUAGAUGACACAAUACGAUGACAUCAUCUCUGAUCUCCAGUCAUUAUCCUGUGUCUUAUUGAGGUUUUACAUUCACAUCCAAACAUUUCCUGCUGCAAGUAAAUAAGCUUCCCAGAAACACUUAUUGCUGCUAUAUAUGUUCCAAAAUAAUUGGGCUUCAACUAGUAGCUAGCAUAACCACCAUAACUCAAGUCCCUCAAAAUAUUUAAAGCAUAUCGCAUCAUGGCCCGAUCAGACAGAGAGCAUUUUAGCAGUCAGGUGCAGCUUUUUUCAUUUUGUUCACUGCUUUUGCUUUGCUGAGCCCCUCACAUUCUGCUCUAUGCAACCUGCAUUUUUGCAGGAGCACUGAAGUCCUCAAGUUAAAGAGAACGUCAACUCAGAGCAGACAACGUAAGACUUGUUUUUUCCCCCAUUGUCCUAAAUCUUGGGUUAGCAACCUUAAC